GUUUAACUGCUCAGGACAAACAAGGGACUCGUGAACAACUCUCACAAAACAUUAUAUGGUUCACCAUCCAGGUAACGACACGCAGUGUUAAUAAUCGAGCGUGUGUAAACUUUUGAUCUGGUUCAUUUAUGUAAAUUCAGUUAUUAUUGUGUCUUGUGGACUAUAAUGUAAACAUCUGUUAUGUGAAAUAGCUUAUUCAUAUAAUUUUUAUAAUCCGUCUUAUUAAAAAAAAUUACAUUUUGCAGAUUCUGCAAGGAGUAUGUAAACUAAUUUGUUGCAGUCGCAAAAAAAAAAACAAAAAAAAAAAAACAAAAAAAAAAAACUAGAUGAACAACUAAUAUGUUUUCCACGUAAUGAAGGAUGGGACGGAUGCAAUUCCUGAAAAGAGCUUUUAAUAAAGAGAGACAGGCAGACAAAUCCAAAUCAUGAGACAAUAGUGAGGUCAAGAAAGAGGCAAUGAGUCAGGCGAUUGUCAAACAGGUAUAAACUGGGCAAGGCUAGACUUGAGAACGAGAAACAAGAACAGGGUACAAACACUUGGUACGGUUAUAACACUCAAUACGAAGUUCAAAAAGACACGAGGGGUUUAAAUGACAAACGUAAUCGUAAAGUGUGCAAACGCAUCGAGCUCGCGCUUCGAGCUUGCACAACGAGCUUGCAGUUCAGGUCUCCGUGCACGCUGCACGCUACAGCGCUGGGGGGAGGGGAGUCGUGACAGACCCCCUCCCAAGAGCACACUCUUCUCCCCUGCCGGUCCUGGCCCAAAAUGUUUUCAGCUGAACUGGGAGACUGAGCGGCGUCCUCAGUUGAGCAGGAAGGCAGAGAGGCGUCCUCAGCAGAGCAGGAAAUCGUAGCGUCAUGCUCCAUUGACUCUGCUGGAUGAACUUGCUUUUCCGUGUCAGAAGACUCGGGUUUGAGCAGAACUUGGUUUUCUGUGUCAGAAAACUCGGGUUUGAGCAGAACUUGGUUUUCUGUGUGAGAAAACUCGGGUUUGAGCAGAACUUGGUUUUCUGUGUCAGAAGACUUGGGUGUGGGCAGAACUUGGUUGUCCUUAUCAGCAACCUCAGACAGGAACUUGGCAUGGAAGGUCGCCUCGUCGAGCUAAAUCUGGAAUUGUUGAAAUUAUUGAAAUCUGAAACUGUGCUGUCUCUUUCACCUCGGACACGAGUCGACACAAAUGAACACACACUCACAAAUUUACAAAGUCAAGCGUGACAGUUUGAAUCCAUUUGAAAGUGUCUCUGCUGCAUUUUGCUCACACACUUCACACAUAUGUUUGGUGUGAACAGUUUCCUCACAGAGACACGGCAAGGCAAGUUUAUUUAUAUUGCACAGUUCAUACACAAUGGUAAUUCAAAGUGCUUUACAUAAAAAUUAUGUAGAAAAUACAAGGCAUUAAAAAAUAUAUAAGAACAAAAAAUAAAAGUAAGAAAUAAAAACUUGAAAAAUGAAUUAAAAUGAGCAAGUGAUAAAAAAGAAUUUUAAAAAAUUAUGGGUAAAGAGGGGAAAAACUGAAAUGAUAUAGAUCAAUCAGUAAAGUGCAGCAUAGUGUUCAGUCAGUAAAUGCAAGGCUAAAUAGAUGUGUUUUCAGUCUGGUUUUAAAUGUGACCAGCGUUUGUCCACAUCUUACUUCUUCUGGAAGCUGGUUCAGAAGGGGCAAUGGAAAAAGAGUCAGGGGAAGUGGACGUUGUUUCACUUUCUUUUUAAGACAAAAAUCUGGGUGGGUCAGAGAUUGUGACAGACUUUUAAGCGAGCCUUUGAAAGAACAGGAGCUUUAAUAUCUUUCUGAAGUGGAGUUGGUGUGGAGAUCUGGGAGUGUGAACUCAGGAUGAAGAUCCUCCUCAUCUUCACCCUCUGUCUGAUCUCAGGUAAAGAAAUGCACUUCAGAAUAAUCCUCACUAUCAGCAGCAGUGUUACAUGAAGUAAGGUUUUGCUCAGAUGGAUGUUUGGUGUUUUGUUAGAUGGAGGAGCCUCCAAGGAAGUAACAGGAUAUUCAGGAGGACGAGUCCUUAUCAAGUGCAAGUAUCAUACAGAAUACAGAGAAAACCAAAAAUAUUUCUGUAAGCGUUCAUGGACAUACUGUUCUGACCAAAUAAAGUCAGGAGCUAAAAUCGAGUGGAUAAAUUCAGGAAGAUUCUCACUGUUUGAUGACACCAAAUCAGCAGUGUUCAGUGUGAUGAUCAGAGAGCUCACUGUAGAGGACACUGGGACGUACUACUGUAGAGUUGAUUUACCCAGGGGAAAAGACAUUUACACACCGGUGAAACUGAAGGUAAAGGAAGAUCUGUCCUAUGAGAAGUCCAUCAGUAAGACUGUCCAUGUAGGAGGAGAUUUGAUUGUCAGCUGUAAAUACCCAGAAUCCCUCAGGAGUGACUCCAAGUUUCUCUGCAAGACGGGGCUGCAACGUGCUGCUUGUUCUUAUAAAGCAUCUGUUAAAGAAAGUAGAAAAUAUGUAAAUGAGGGGAAAUUCUCCUUGUAUGAUGACGGAGAAACACAAAUGUUGACUGUGAGUAUUAGAAGUGUAACUGAGCAGGACUCUGGUGAAUACUGGUGUGGAGCUGAAGCAGACUGGAAAUCUGAUCAUGGAUACAAGGUUUAUUUCACACAGAUCGACCUGACAGUUACUGAUCCACGUGUCCCUGUUUCAGCAUCAGUGCCAACAAUAUAUUCAUCAUCUUUACCAACAUCAUCAUCUUCAUCAUCAUCAUCAUCAAUGUCUACGCCAACUUCUCUUGAAAGAGGAUUUCCAGCUUUCACUGUGAUCACUGUGUCUGUAAUUCUGCUGCUGCUUCUGACUGGAGUCAUAUUCCUCAUUGUGAUUCUACAUAGGAGACGCAGGACGCAAAGCCCAGAAACAAUGACACAAACUUACAGAGAGACAAAUGAAGAUUAUGAAAAUGACCCAAAUGUGCUUCAUUUGCAGUCAAGACAAAUGACCAACCAAUCAGAUUCGGUCUAUAAAAGUCUGAACCCCAACACCAACCAAUCAGAUUCAGUCUACCAAAAUCUGAACCCCAACACCAACCAAUCAGAUUCGGUCUACCAAAGUCUGAACCCCAACACCAACCAAUCAGAUUCAGUCUACCAAAGUCUGAAACCCAACACCAGCCAAUCAGAUUCAGUCUAUCAAAGUCUGAACCCCAACACCAACCAAUCAGAUUCAGUCUACCAAAGUCUGAACCCCAACACCAACCAAUCAGAUUCAGUCUACCAAAGUCUGAACCCCAACACCAACCAAUCAGAUUCAGUCUAUCAAAGUAUGAACCCAAACACCAACCAAUCAGAUUCGGUCUACCACAGUCUGAACCCCAACACCAACCAAUCAGAUUCAGUCUACCAAAGUCUGAACCCCAACACCAACCAAUCAGAUUCAGUCUAUCAAAGUCUGAAUCCCAACACCAACCAAUCAGAUUCAGUCUACCAAAGUCUCAAGUAUUAAACCGACCAGUUGGACACAGUUGGAGUCAGAAAUUGCCCUCUAAUCAAUGAGAUUGUUGCUGCCAGAUUCUCUAUUAAAGUGGACUGGCCUCUUACUUGAAAAUUAUUCUAGUUUCAAACUAAAUUGUGGAAUAACCUCUCAAGAUCAGAUAAUGUAAAUGAAUAGUUUUUCAAAAAGCCAGUUUAUUACUGUUCAGAAGUUUGCUAUAUGCUUGGAAACCAGCACAUGGAAGUGCUGAGAGCCUUCAUCCUCAUCCUGAAAUGUGGUCAAAUAAAGUGUAUAAAAGAUGCCAUUUCAUAUGUUAGAUAUCA
Ictalurus furcatus (blue catfish) is the source of this 3750-nucleotide messenger RNA. RefSeq names its product polymeric immunoglobulin receptor-like. The coding region runs from base 1943 to 3439 and encodes 498 amino acids. NCBI's taxonomy places the organism in Eukaryota, Metazoa, Chordata, Actinopteri, Siluriformes, Ictaluridae. The transcript is spliced from 6 exons. The record is from RefSeq and is a predicted model, not a curated record.